AUGGAGAGUGUAGCAGCGGCUGCUGCAAUGCAGGGGCGAGAAAUGAGUCCAGAACAAGCCCAGUUUAUGGCAAACCGCUCCUUCCCUAAUAACUACAGAAGCAACAUCAUGCCUAAUUAUUAUCAUCCAGGAUUACAAAACCAUGAAAAUUUCUCUUAUGCCAAUAAUAAAAAUGUGCUGCAACCACCUCCGGGAUUCAAUUCUCAACCGCAACAAGAGAAAAAGCAAUCGUUGGAAGACAUUUUGGGCAUUUUUAUUAUGGAGUCUAACAAGAGGUUCAGAAAAAAUGAAGCAACACUCGACAAUAUAGAGACCCAUAUGACUAACAUGGGAGCUUCAGUGAAGAAAAUUGAGACUCAAGUGGGCCAAUUAGCUAAUGCGGUGAAUUCUAAUCAGAAGGGAAGUUUUCCUAGUGACACUAUGGUAAAUCCAAAGGAAUCAUGCCAAGCAGUUUCUUUGAGAAGUGGUAAGGUGCUUGAUGAGGGUAAUGUUCAAGCUAGUUCAAAUGAGAAAGUUGAGCUAGUGGUACGAGAGGUAGACAAAGAAGAGAAAGCCAAGAAGCAGAGUGGAAGUGACAAGAAUGACAUGAAGAAAGAUAGCCUUCCAAUGUAUCAACCUCCCAUUCCAUACCCUCAACGAUUUCAGAAGAAGAAAUUAGAUGAACAGUUUGCAAAGUUUCUAGAAAUCUUCAAACGAAUUCACAUAAACAUUCCAUUUGCAGAUGCUCUUGAGCAAAUUCCUAAUUAUGUGAUAUUCAUGAAAGAAGUCAUGUCAAAGAAAAGAAGAUUAGAAGAAUUUAAAACUGUGAAGUUAACAGAAGAAUGCAGCGCCAUCUUACAGAAGAAGUUUCCUCAAAAGGUGAAAGAUCCGGGUAGCUUUACUAUACCAUGCACUAUUGGAGGGUCAUUCUUUGACAAGGCAUUAUGUGAUCUUGGAACGAGUAUUAAUUUGAUGCCACUUUCAGUUUUUAAGAAGUUGGGGGUAGGAGAGGUGAAGCCCACAACCAUUACUCUUCAACUAGCAGAUCGGUCACUUACUUAUCCUAGGGGAGUGAUUGAAGACGUAUUGGUUAAGGUGGACAAAUUUAUUUUUCCCGCUGAUUUCGUGGUUUUGGAUAUGGAGGAGGACCAUGAAAUCCCCAUUAUUCUUGGUCGUCCAUUCUUGGCUACUGGAAGAGCUCUUAUUGAUGUACAAGGUGGUCAUUAG
Molecule: messenger RNA, 1206 nt
Organism: Humulus lupulus (European hop)
Lineage: Eukaryota; Viridiplantae; Streptophyta; Magnoliopsida; Rosales; Cannabaceae
Exons: 1
Coding region: 1-1206 (401 amino acids)
Source: RefSeq, a predicted model, not a curated record